CAGUCUAGAAUUUGCUUUCUGUAGCAGCGAAUCAUUUUUGCAUUCAAUCACUUUUCUAAAAUGGCUGAGGCGGCAUUGGCAGAGAAAGAAAAAGGAAACGCAGCCUACAAAAGGCGAGAAUUUGCAACAGCUAUUGAACACUAUGAUAAAGCUAUAGAACUAGACCAAACAAAUAUAACGUUUCGCACAAACAAAGCAGCGGUUUACUUCGAACAAGAAAACUACGAUGCUUGUAUCCAAGAAUGUAACAAAGCUGUAGAAAUAGGAAGAGAAAACAGGGUAGACUAUAAACUCAUUGCGAAGGCAUUAGCUCGUAUUGGAAAUGCUAAUCAAAAACUUGGAAAACUUGAUGAGGCUUUGCACUUCUUUAAUAAAUCAGUAUCGGAACAUAGAUCAUCUGAUAUAGUAAAGAAAAUAAACGAAAUACAGAAACUUUUGAAAGAAAAAGAAAGACUUGCUUAUAUCAAUCCAGAAAAGAGUUUGGAGGCCAAGCAAAAAGGAAAUGAAUUUUUUACUCAAGGAAAAUUCCCGGAAGCUAUUUCCUUCUAUACCGAGGCUAUUAAGAGAAAUCCAGAAGAUCCGAAAUUAUUCAGUAACAGAGCAGCUUGUUACACAAAAUUAGCCGAGUUUAACUUGGCAUUACAGGAUUGCGAGGAAUGUAUUCGUUUGGACCCAAAGUUUAUUAAAGGAUAUUUAAGAAAAGGUGCAAACCUGUUGGCUAUGAAAGAAAUGUCGAAAGCAAGCGAUGCUUAUCAAAAGGCAAUGGAAAUAGAUCCAAACUGCUCGGAAGCUGUUGAAGGCUAUAGGAAGUGUGCAGUGAAUCAAGGAAAUCCAGAAGAAAUUAGAAAGAGAGCCAUGCAGGAUCCCGAAGUUCAAGCCAUUUUGCAAGAUCCAGCCAUGCAAUUGAUACUUUCCCAAAUGCAAAAAGAUCCUAAAGCUUUUAACGAACAUUUGAAAAAUCCUGAGAUCGCAAGUAAACUUCAGAAGUUACUAGAAAGUGGAUUAAUUGCUAUUCGUUAA
Molecule: messenger RNA, 1020 nt
Organism: Dimorphilus gyrociliatus
Lineage: Eukaryota; Metazoa; Annelida; Polychaeta; Dinophilidae
Source: the annotation of a GenBank genome assembly